UUCGAGGUCAAACGUCAAAACCGCAGUGUUUUCGUUUUGUUCAUUUUGUGAGAGAAAAAAGGUGCUCCACGGAAAAUUCAGGAAAAUCAGAGCAAAAUGUCGAAUCCGGAGACCACACAAGUGAUGUCCUUGCCCCUUCCACCUGCCAACUAUGUGAAUCUCUACUCAGACGAGCACAUACGGAAGAAUCGCGCCCCAAAGCCACCGAUGCCCAUCCUCGAUACCUAUUCCAUGUUUGGGAUUCAACAAUUCAACAAUGACGACAACAUCAUCCGCCCCCUGGAGACACAGGGCUUCCGGAGGCUCUACCCGCAGCACUUUGAUCGCAAGAAGGAGCUGAAGAAGCUCAAUCACUCCCUACUGGUGAACUUCCUGGAUCUCAUUGAUUUUUUGGUGCACAAUCCAGACAAUCCUCGUAGAGCAGAAAAGAUUGAUGAUCUGAGCUUACUCUUUGUCCACAUUCAUCACCUCCUGAAUGAAUUUCGCCCCCACCAAGCACGGGAGACUCUCCGUGUAAUGAUGGAAAUGCAGAAGAGGCAACGCAUUGAAACAGCUCACAGGUUCCAGAAGCACCUGGACAGAGUACGAGAAAUAAUCAAGAAUGCCUUCAGUACGGUUCCGGAUCAAACGGACGAGGACAAUAAAUUGCUCACCGUACCCGUUGAAUUGAUGGAUUUCACCAAUGAAAAUGCCACCAGCGAGAGCAAUCAGGAUCACUGCCAUCCCCUUGAUAGACUAAUGUGCAGUAUUGUUGAUAACAUGUAGAAUAAUUUAUCUGAAAAUUCAGUAUAAUAUAAUUUAAAUUAAGAAAAAGGUU
Messenger RNA from Lutzomyia longipalpis, 817 nucleotides. RefSeq names its product mediator of RNA polymerase II transcription subunit 7 (gene MED7). Gene Ontology annotation, cellular component: core mediator complex; mediator complex. Gene Ontology annotation, biological process: regulation of transcription by RNA polymerase II. Gene Ontology annotation, molecular function: transcription coregulator activity. The transcript is spliced from 3 exons. NCBI's taxonomy places the organism in Eukaryota, Metazoa, Arthropoda, Insecta, Diptera, Psychodidae. The coding region runs from base 97 to 765 and encodes 222 amino acids. The record is from RefSeq and is a predicted model, not a curated record.